CUGAAAAACGGCAUUACCGUUUACAAUUGUGCUACUUUCAGGCGCGGUUCAUCCGCUUCACUUACAAUCGAUCUUGGCCCGUCCGAAAAUGCCGUUAUCGAGCCCUCUCCAAUAUAUGAAAACGAUGUAGCUGAAGAACUAGAGUACAAGAAAUUGGGCCGUCUGACGCGCCGCCAGUUACGCCAUUUUGAUGUAACGGCUUCGUUAUCGACAAUUUAUGCUGAAUUUGCUGUGGCACCAACACGAAAGAAGUUGACAAGCCGUCUAUCUUGGGCAGGAACUAUGUAUACAUCAGAGUCUAUAACUAGUGACUAUACGCUGAAAAGCUAUCGGUUGGCGCAAAUUCCACAGCAUGGUCUAUGUCCUCAAAAUGUCAAACCGGAGGGACCGUGCUCAUCUCUUCAAUAUUGCUGUGGUAAAGAUAGUGAUGUGCGGAUGCAAAACGUGUAA
This is a messenger RNA of Gongylonema pulchrum, 450 nucleotides long. Lineage: Eukaryota; Metazoa; Nematoda; Chromadorea; Rhabditida; Gongylonematidae. The record is from the annotation of a GenBank genome assembly.